AAAGCAAGGAAAAAAAAAAAACCUCCCGCCUUCCAAUCGCUGGCCCUUCUCUUCCCAAAUGUAAACGGACUGUUCAUGUCAGUCCUCCCGCCAAGAACUCGGGGGGUAGCUGCGAAAAUGGCGGCUUCUUCUCCCAAAACCCUAAUCGAUUUCUUCCAGCAACCAUCGAAGCGCCUGAAGGUAACAUCUUCCACCUCCUCUCUCACUGCCACGGCCACGGCCACAGCCAUGGCCACCAACGCCACCUCCUCGGAUCUCUCAGCUGCUCAGAGAGGGCGCAUCGAGUUAAACAAGCUGCUGGCCAAAUCCAAGCGAAACCUCAAGAUCUGCUCCGAAAGAGUCACCCUCUCCAAAGGCAUCCCAUCCCCGUCUCUGGAGGAGCUGCUGGUGGAGGAGACGUGGCUGGAGGCUCUUCCCGACGGGGAGCUCCGCAAGCCCUACGCGCUCAGUCUCUGCGAGUUCCUCCGAGCCGAGAUAGGUUCGUCUCCAGCGGCAGUGUAUCCGCCUCCGCAAUUGAUAUUCAAUGCCCUCAACCGCACCCCAUUCGACCGGGUGAAGGCUGUCAUUCUGGGGCAGGACCCUUACCAUGGACCCGGCCAGGCCAUGGGCCUCUCCUUCUCUGUUCCCCAUGGCAUCAAGCUCCCUUCCAGCCUCGCCAACAUCUUCAAAGAGCUUCAACAGGACGUGGGCUGCCCCAUCCCUUCCCAUGGGAACCUUGAGAAGUGGGCUGUUCAAGGCGUCCUGCUCCUCAACGCUGUCCUCACUGUCAGAAGUCAUCAGGCAAACUCUCAUGCAAAGAAAGGAUGGGAGCAGUUUACUGAUGCUGUAAUUAAAACUAUAUCGGAGAAGAAGAAGGGGGUAGUUUUUCUACUUUGGGGGAAUUCUGCUCAAGGAAAACUGAGAUUAAUUGAUGAGACAAAACAUCAUGUACUGAAAGCAGCCCAUCCCUCUGGUUUGUCAGCAAAUCGAGGUUUCUUUGGAUGCAGGCACUUUUCUCGGACGAACCAGAUAUUGCAGAAGAUGGGAGUUCAACCCAUCGAUUGGCAGCUAUAGUCGGAGCUGGUGCUUAGGUUCUAGAGUGGCACGACCUUUUGCUAUUUAGCCCAUAGGCUGCCCAAGAAGCUCCAACCCAUCACUAUGCCUCACCAGAUCAUUUUAACUUAAUAUGUAGUGUAAAUCCGUCAGAUAUGGGAAUGGACAUGGACAUGAAAUGCCUGCGUUGUUUUGAGAAGGAAUAUCUUGCUACUGGUUUAUUCCUUCCUUUCCACUAGUAUAUAUAUAUAUAUGUAUAUAUAUUGCAAUUGUUGCACGUGAUAUAUUACAUGUGCGACAUU
This is a messenger RNA of Punica granatum (pomegranate), 1334 nucleotides long. Lineage: Eukaryota; Viridiplantae; Streptophyta; Magnoliopsida; Myrtales; Lythraceae. The record is from RefSeq and is a predicted model, not a curated record.